Messenger RNA from Drosophila eugracilis, 3448 nucleotides. RefSeq lists its product as uncharacterized. The record is from RefSeq and is a predicted model, not a curated record. Lineage: Eukaryota; Metazoa; Arthropoda; Insecta; Diptera; Drosophilidae.
UUUACUGUUAUCGUCAACACUACGCAAUCUUUUUUAAUCGUUAUUUACGUUUUUUUGCAUUAAACAAUAAAAGCUUAGUUGGACAAAAGAGUUAACCGUAGGAUUUUUGACUAUUUACUAUAAAUAAGACAAAGAAACAAUCAUUUAUUGGAGCCAGCUGAUUCCUGAUAAUACAGAUGGGGGAUACUCCGCGGAAAAGGGAAAAACAACCCCCAAGUGGUAAAAGCGAGGGUGUUUAAGAGUUGCUGCUCAGUUGCGAUUUGCAAGUGCCAUCGAGAUAAGCUGCUCUGACUAGUAUUCCGACUGCAGCACAAAAAAAAACAAAUGUUGAAAUAUAGACAUCACUAAGUCGAGCCCCCUCACCCCCCGCAAUCAUCGUGAUGUCUUGGACGUUGUGAAAUAGUAAUACUCACCAUUCUAAAUCGUCAUCCGGAAGCGCGGAACCGUGGAAAUCCCCCGUUAGAAUGGCUCUCGCCAGUGCCGCUGCUGCCCUCUUGAAGGGAUCACAAACGCCGUUGCAACAGCUUCUGGAGGACAUUAACUUCCAGCGCACCAAGGAGAUGCGUCAGCUGCUUAAGGACGAUGGCGGAUUCGUGGUUUUGCAAGGUACCACCUACUGGACGGACCUGUUCGUGCGGCACUUCCUCUUCCAAACAGAGCCCGUGCACAGCAUCGACUCAGACGACUUGCUGUUUUUUGUACGCAAGAAGCACGUGAAGAGCUCCUCGCGCCACAUGCCAAAAUUUGAGACUGAGGUGGAGGUGUUCCGCAAGGACUCGCGCAAACUGCCCAUCGGAGAUCCCGAUGUGGACUGGGAGGAGACAGUUUAUCUCAAUAUGGUCAUCCACCAGUUCGAUUACACACUGACACUGGCCAUUUGUACAAGAACCUCGCCUAAGGAGCUUCAGGUGCUAAGGAGGCAUUCCCAGAGGGUGUACGCCAGUCCGAGUCGCAGGAAGAUGGACACCAAGGGCGAGGGCGAAGAGAUCACGUAUCCGCACAUCUGUUUCAUGGUGGACAACUUUGAUGAAGUAUUCAGCGACAUCCUUGUGCGCGACGGGGAAAUGGUGUGCGUGGAACUGGUGGCCAACGAUAAAGAUGGAGCGGUCCAGGGUGUGAUCUUCUUAGGAUCCAUACGAUACGAUGCCUUGAAGAAAGUAUACGAUGCCAGGCAAUCUAGUCUGAGUUCCAAGGUGGCCCAGCGCAUGUCCUUUGGCCUAUUCAGCAGUGGUGCUGGCGUCCAGACUCGGUGUGAGUUUGUCCGGAUGAAAGGACCGCAGGGAAAGGGUCAUGCCGAGAUGGCAGUGACCAAGCCAAAGGGAUCCGGGGUGGAGACUCCAACCAGCGAGCCAGGAUUCUGCGCCACUGACAUGUGGGAUGAGUGGGAGGAGGAGAAUGACGACUAUUGCACUUAUCGGCACCAGCGACGUCUUAGCGAUCCGAGCGCCAAUCUUAAUAACUUCUCACGCUACGGCUGGCGUACCAAAAACUCGAAUAACCAGGACAUGGUGGGUAGCGGUACCAGUCCCAGUGUAGGAGCAAAGGCGCGAUCGGAAAACGAGGGUCUGGACUCACUGGCAAGCGAGGUGUCCGAGAUCGAGGCCGGAGAUCUUCGUGAUGAUCAGCAACGUCCUGCUUUCUCGGCCUCAGCGGCAAAACUGCACCCAAAUCCGAAUUGCGAAAACCACAAAAUCGCGACUGGUGACCAAGAAAAGUUGCCCCGAGAAUCUCCAAGUGAGAGUACAUCCGCGGCUCCAGCAGCAACUGCUGUUCCAGCUGUAACUCCGCCACCGUUGAGUGCCGCCGUGGAAGUCACAGUAUCGGGGGAAAACAAUGGUACUGGACAAAGCACAUCCACUGGCUGUAAUUGCUUUGGUGGCAAAAAGUGCAAGAAGCGCUGGGCAUCGGCCAAAAACACGGACACCCCAGAGAUGUCCGAGGUAUACUGCCCCAGUUGCGAGGAUCCGUCCAACGAGUCGCCCGCUUGUCUGGCCAAGAUUCCCGACAAGAGGCCAACCCGUCUAAGGCCCAAAACUAGCAUCUUAAGUGUGGAGAGCGAACUGCUGGUUGGCAAAAGAAACAGUUUCCGGCUUCCAUCGGAGAACAAACGAACCACAGGGGGAAGCAUCACGAGAAGCGCCUCCCUGAGCGCAGCAGAUCGCAGAACUAGCCUUCCUGUAGCAACAAAGAAGAUCAUACCCCCAAGACUGCGUACAGCCAAAGCCAAGGAUGUAGAGAAGGAUAAAGAUAAAGAUAAGGAUAAAAACAAGGAGAACGACAAAAAGUCCUCAAAUCAGAAGGUCAACGGCUCAACGACAAAUUUUCUGUCCAAGAUGUCGCCCAAACGGCUUAAAGCUAGCAAGGAUAAGGACAAGGACAAAGCAAUUGACAAGGAAAAGGAUAAGGACAAAGGCAAAACGAGUGCUGCAACCAAAAUUAAAUCUGUCAAUAAUAAUAAUCCAAAGACGGAGACCUCCAAAACCGAAGAGUACGAGAUCGCCGAUGAUGCUACCUCUCUGAAUGGUAGCGAGUCGGAAGGGGCUGGAGCUCCUAAGAUGGCCAUUUUAAGUGAGAGCGAUAGUAAACUCAUGAUUAGUGUUCGUGGACGGGAAGAGCUUCCGGUGGUGGAGUCCCCAAAGACCCCACCAAAACGCUUUGAAAAAUGUGUCCGCUUGCCUAUUGAACCGGAGAGUCAUCCGUUGCAGCCAAAAGAGAACAAUGAGAACGAGGAGAGUGAUAUAACCAAGGUGAUUUCUCCCACGGAACUAACACCCAUGCUGGAUGUUGCAAAUGGCAACCAGGAGGCCACCAGUGCUACACUUCCGAGGACAGCCAAACAGGCUCAUGUCAGUAAGAUGCUGCAUUUGGUGCCCAAACGUAGAACUCCCGAUGGCACCAACAUCUACUACUGGUGUGAUGUUCCCAAAAAGGCAAUAAAAGAACUCGACGAUGGCGCCUAUAAUCCUCUGUGGACCAGUCGAGGAUUCACUCAGUCCUUUCAUUUCUGGAAGGAGAAUAGAAGACAGCAGUCCACGCCGCUUAAUGCAUUCCUCACCUAUGUGACACUGCCCUGGUGGAGUAUUGCAAAAGACCUUUUGGAUCACCGGGAAACGCCUAUUCUGACCUUUUAGUAUUAACUUAAUUUUCAAUUGUGAUUUAUGGCCCUUAUGCUUUAUAGUUCUCACUUGUAUUCUCUAUUAACCGAUUGAAUGCCAACCGCGUGAUCCCAGUUUGAUUUAUCAGUAUAUUCGCUUUUUAUGAGUUUCCUAGGGCGCAUCCUCUCGGAUCAAACUACUUGGUGAGCGCAGAGCCAACCUACAAAUUUAUGAACUACGAACUACGAUAGUGAACACUGUUACCGAUGAUAUGGAAAUAUAUAAUUGUAAUAUUAUUUGUAAAUUGUACUGCAACAUUUAUACCACGAAAUAUAUACCAAAUAGAAAAGAAA